Penicillium verhagenii is the source of this 2127-nucleotide messenger RNA. RefSeq lists its product as uncharacterized. The record is from RefSeq and is a predicted model, not a curated record. Lineage: Eukaryota; Fungi; Ascomycota; Eurotiomycetes; Eurotiales; Aspergillaceae. Bases 1 to 2127 code for a protein of 708 amino acids. The transcript has a single exon.
AUGGCCACCUUACAUGAUGCGCUCGAAUGUCUAAAGCCGACAACAUGGGAUGAUGUUCCCCAAUCACCCGACGAACUCCGCAACUACAUUCGUGACAUCUUUCAUCGCGCCCGAUUAGUAGCGGAGUCACUCCCAGAUCCCCCACCAUAUGAGAACGACAGCCAAAGUGAUUCCGAUUCCUCAUCCACUCCCCGCGUUGUACCUUCGUCAGCUCGAGUCGGAGAGACAGACCCAGAAAUUACAUCUCUACAGAAGCAAUGGGGUAAGCCCAUCAAGAUGGGUGGACCCAAGGAUAAUCCCCUCGGCGUGAAUGUAUGGAAGCUCUCCGCUCACGAUGGAGGCGGGUCGUGGUUCGGGAGACGGAGCGUACAUGAGGGUAUGCCAUUUACGCGGUGGCAAGAGAAGAUCUCAUCAGAGUAUGACGAAACAUUGAAGGUUAAUCGGAAGAAAAUCGACAAGGGGCAGACUCCCGAUAAGAGCAUCCGCGGUAUUGGAGCUGAGCGAAAGGUUGAGUCGGUGGAGGUGAAGGACGAAGGCGGUUCCGUGAUCGCACAUGUUACCGUCUACCACGUUUCGGCGCAGUUUCCAAAGCCUACGGCUCCACGGGACUUUGUGACUAUGAUGAUCACGUCGGAUACCGGCUUGCGGAUCGGUGGGACUAAGCAGCCCGGCCGGAGUUGGUUGAUGAUUUCCAAGCCGUGCGAUCACCCCGACACACCGCAUAAAUCCGGGUAUACCAGAGGUGAAUAUGAGUCUGUUGAACUUGUUCGUGAGAUUCCCAGGCAAAGCACCCCUGGCACUAGCAGUAGCUCUUCCAGUGCAAAGAGUGCAAGGAAGAGCCAGGAUAGUGGAACUGCUGAUAGCUCUGAAAAUGAUCCUGAAUCGAAUCCAGUCGAGUGGAUCAUGGUCACCAGGAGUGAUCCAGGCGGCAGUAUCCCACGAUGGAUGGUGGAUAAGGGCACACCAAAGAGCGUGGGAGCAGAUGCAGCCAAAUUUGUCGAUUGGGCUAUCCAGGAAGACAAGCCUGCGAAGCGAGAGAAGAGUUCACAGGGGGACAUCAAUGUUGAGAAUCCCAAAUCUCCGGAGAUCAAGAUUGAAAACAGCCACGAUGAAGAAGAAAGCCAGUCUGAGUCGGACUCAGAAUCGGACCUCACAGACUCAGAUGUCCAUUCUCACCACGGCCUGAUUGCCAGCGUCACAGGUCUUGUCAACUCCAGUCUUGAAAGAUACGCACCAGCAGUCUUCGACUACAUCCCACACCACCAAGCACCAUCCCGCUCGGUCCCGGGCGACUUCAACUCUCACGACGAGACAGCCGACGAUGCCGAAGUGCGCAGCUUCAAAUCUUCCAGCACAAAAGCCAGUCACGGCGCCCGAUCUACAACCAGCAAAGACCCCGAACAAGCAUCGUUAGCCUCCGCCCGCUCCAAGGCAGCAACACCUAUAGUAGGCGAGGUGGUGCAAAACGACAUCCCUCCAGCCGAACUAAUGGAAAUGACCAAAAACGGCAAACUAAGCUCCAACGAAAAGGAACUCGCCAAGCUAGCCCUUCGCAAACGCGAAAUUGAGCUGAAACUCGACACGAUCCGCGCGGAUCUGGACAACAUGCACAUAUCCUCUCAAAGCGGUCUGUUGACGCCCGCGAGGGGUCUCAACACCGACAUCGAUAGCGAUACAAGCGGGAUGCUCAAACGCGCAGCGGAGAACAGAUCCGCAACGCCGAAUAGCGUUUCGCCACGGCAAAGCCAGCGACACAGCAAUAGCAGCGAUGACAGGGACCCGGUGCAGACGCAGACUUCUACGCCGGAGCCACCGCCACAGGUGCACAAAGCGGCUGCACAGCUUCUCAAUGAGGAAGCUAAGCUUUUGAAGCAGCUGCGCAAGGUUGAGGGUAGUCAGCUGAAAGUUGCUUCGAAGAUUGAGGUUCGGCAGCGGAAAGAUGCCGAACGCUCGGAGAAGUCCAAGUCUCGAUCUGAGGUCGAGGGUUUGAGGCAGGAAGUGAAGGAUUUGAAGAAAGAGGUGACUAGUCUGCGUUCUGAGCGCCAAAAGUGGGUUGAUAUCGUUGCCGCGUUGCAAGCGGAAAAUACGAAGUUGGCCGCGAGAAAUGUGGCUGAAGAUUCUACUUGA